Messenger RNA from Ectocarpus sp. CCAP 1310/34, 1831 nucleotides. The record is from the annotation of a GenBank genome assembly. Lineage: Eukaryota; Phaeophyceae; Ectocarpales; Ectocarpaceae.
AUGGAAAGAACACGAGUUGCUGGGAGGAAACGUACGAGACCAACGCCUGCUUUGCGAUGCCACGUCGUAGACGACCACUGCGAUGCGUUGAGCAAAAUACACGGGGCUAUCCGAAACGGCGCGUUGCCCUUCACGGGCCUUUCGGCUGUCCAUUUCGAUGCCCACCCGGACUUGAUGGUGACACCCGACAUGCCCGCAGAAACUUGCUUCCGGCCACACGAACUCUACGACACCCUGGCCCGGACAGAGGGAGGUAUCGCAGAGUGGAUCCUACCGAUGGUAUACCAGGGUCAUCUUUCCACGCUGUGGUGGGUGAGACCGCGUUGGGCCCGGCAGUUCACUGACGGGGAUCAUCGUUUUUGCGUCGGCCAGGUGAAGACCACAGGGAAACUUCGAGUAUCCUCGACAGCACCCUAUUUCGUCGACGACAGACUCUACUGCCGCGAGGAGGACAUGAAGGAAUGCAAACCCCUGCAUCUGUGCGUCAGUCUCGUCCCCGACAACUUGCGGUCUCCAGCGGAGUGUGUCUCUGGAGCCGAGCUGCAGGUGGACUCGGUUCGCCCGCAGAGCCGCGUGGCCGCCCAAGCAGAUGCCAGCGAUGAAGGGAAGUCGCCAACCGUGGCGCAUGGAAACGGUGAUGGGACGGAGGAAACGGAGGCUAAAGACCGACCCACAUCACCGACUCCACUUUCGACACGUGCCCUGCAGGACUACUUCACCACCGAGAACCCCUUCAUUUUGGAGCUUGAGGACCACAUCGGAAAGAGGGACGCGGCCGUGGUUCGUGAUUUUUUCGAGAAGCCUCGAUUCCGCGGGGCCGCCACGCCGCUCCCGCACGAGACGCAGCUGGAACACGAGCGCAUCUUCAAGACGGAGGUCGACCGACUCCUUGGAGCCGCCAGAGAGGAUAGUGCCAACGGGGCCGAACAACCUUCUGCGGACACGAAGGGAGAAGCCGAACGCGCGAUCGCCGCGGGUUGUCCAGCAUCGAAGGACCUUGUGGAGGGGUCUCCCGGUGCUGCUCGGAGUAGACGAUUUCCUGGAGAGGUGGUAGUUGACGGCUCGACGCCUGUUUCUGAGGAAGUCGACACGAGGGAGGAGGCGGACGGUGGUGGAGGUGGCAGUGGCGCGAGCGAAGAGAUUCGCGGAUUGCGGCGGCUGACGGAGCUGUUCGAUCCGGACGGCGAAGAUCGCCUGCUCGCCGGGAAGUUCGCCUCCGUCGUUGGCCGUAUCGGGCGGGAAGGACGGCAAAAAGUCGCGUGGGCGGACCACUGCGCGUGCUUGCCGCGGCACUUGGCGACCCGGGAAGAAGUGAAAAGUUCGGUACAGUCGGUGGAAGCGUUCCUGCGGUCGUUGCUCGAGGGCGGCACUGCCGCAACCAACAGCAGCAGCAGCAGCAGCAGCGCGAAUUGGAGCAGGAGGCCGGGCGUCAUCACGGUGGCGCGCUCGGAGGAAGACGGCUAUGUGCCGGCAAACAUGGUCGCGUUUGUCGAGCAGGAGGUCCUGGCGAUGCUUUUUCGCCUGUAUGGUGGGGAUGGGGCGGAGGGAGUAGCCGGGUGUGGUGGCGGGCUGGAAGUGUGCUACGAAGAUGGCUUAGAGGCCACGAAGGGAUGAAUGGUCGGUUCGAGUACACGUUGGUUGUUGAUUUGGGUCUGGGUGGGAGCAGUGUGGGUAAGUGAUCACUUGUCUCUCCUAACUAACUAGGUGUGACGCGCACCUUUCACAGUACACCGUCCCACGGGCAAAUGGCGUUUGGGGGCCGGUGGUUUCCUCGUUUCAUCUCCUUGGAACAACAUCGAUCUUGUUUCAUUCCUCGAAAAUACUGUUUCCC